This is a messenger RNA of Penicillium alfredii, 279 nucleotides long. Its product is annotated as 60S ribosomal protein eL43. The coding region runs from base 1 to 279 and encodes 92 amino acids. Gene Ontology annotation, cellular component: ribosome. Lineage: Eukaryota; Fungi; Ascomycota; Eurotiomycetes; Eurotiales; Aspergillaceae. Gene Ontology annotation, molecular function: structural constituent of ribosome. Gene Ontology annotation, biological process: translation. The record is from RefSeq and is a predicted model, not a curated record. The transcript has 4 exons.
AUGACCAAGCGCACCAAGAAGGUCGGUAUCACCGGUAAAUAUGGUACCAGAUACGGUGCCUCCCUGCGUAAGCAGGUGAAGAAGAUGGAAAUCACCCAGCACGCCCGCUACGUCUGCACCUUCUGCGGCAAGAACACCGUCAAGCGCAAGGCUGUUGGGAUUUGGGAGUGCAAGGGUUGCCACAAGACCGUCGCCGGUGGUGCUUACACCGUCUCGACCCCGGCCGCCGCUGCCACCCGCUCCACCAUCCGCCGUCUCCGUGAAAUCGCUGAGGUUUAA